This is a messenger RNA of Medicago truncatula (barrel medic), 850 nucleotides long. Its product is annotated as protein phosphatase inhibitor 2. Gene Ontology annotation, molecular function: protein phosphatase inhibitor activity. The record is from RefSeq and is a predicted model, not a curated record. NCBI's taxonomy places the organism in Eukaryota, Viridiplantae, Streptophyta, Magnoliopsida, Fabales, Fabaceae. The coding region runs from base 188 to 667 and encodes 159 amino acids. The transcript has 6 exons. Gene Ontology annotation, biological process: regulation of signal transduction.
GCACUCUGUAACAGAUCCCAGUUAAACAUCGCCAUUCAAUUUCAAUUUCAAGAAGAAUCACAGGUUUGGAUUUAGCAUUCUGUGAUUGACAUGGUUUCUGAUGUUCGAUUCCGUUGACAGUGUGACUUGGAACUAGCUUUGCAUACAUUUGGUGUUUGUACUUUGAAGAGCUCUUCCUUCCACCAAAAUGAAGGGACGUGUGAGAUGGGAUGAAGUUAAUAUUGAAAACAUUGAAGCAAACAAGCCUGUGAGGCAAAAAAUUACCGAGCCUAAGACUCCUUACCAUCCUAUGCUGGAAGAUGACAGCUCUCAAUCUCCUGGAAGAGGAGGGUAUGAUGAUGAAUGUGACGGUCAGAAAACCGACCCAGCAAAUGCUGAAGAAACUGCUUUUGAUAAAGCGGACUCUUGCAGAAGGAAAAAAACUAGGCAAUCUGAUGGCUGGACAUCAUCUGAGGAUGAGGCAGAUGCAGUAGAACAAAGUGAUGAAGAUGCAAGUUGUAGAUUUAAAGAGCACCGAAGGGCCCACUAUGAUGAAUUCCUUCAAGUUAAAGAACUGAGAAAGCAGGCUGCUCUUCUAGAGAAUGGAAGUGACAAGGAGAAUAAUCGUAAUACCGUGCUUGCUGAGGAGAAGAAAUCCGACUCAUCUUCUCCAGUGAGUGCUAAGUAAAGGAGAUUGACAUCGGGGGGAAAUGGCUUCUGUUCAAUUCCUCCAACUAAGUGUUUAUUAAAUACUGUUUGAUGAAUAAAACCCACUUGGUGGUUUCAUUACUUUUUGUAUUUAUGGAAAGGAAAUAGCUGACCAAUUAACUGAUUUAUUGUGUCAUUCAUGUAUAAAAAGCUUCUUUUUCCA